GGAGCCGCAAGCUGCUCUCUGAGCUUCAGUGAGACUAUAAGAGAGCCGGAGAGACGGAGAGCCUCACAGACAGACGGAGAGAGAGACACACACACGCCGCUCACGGACCACAAACACAGGGAAGCGCAGACAUGAACGCAGCUCCUCCUGCAGGAAGUGCUCUGGCCACGCCUGCCAGCACCGCCGGACCCACCACACCCAAGAAAGGGCCGCCCAAAUUCAAGCAGAGACAGACACGCACCUUCAAGAGCAAGGCCCCCAAGCCCGGGCAGAAAGGGUUUGGUGAUGAUAUUCCUGGUAUGGAGGGUCUCGGCACAGACAUCACUGUGGUGUGCCCAUGGGAAGCGUUUGGAGACAUGGAGCUCAGCGAUCUGGCCAAAUACGGCAUUAUCUAAGCCCCGCCUCCCCCCCAUCCCGUGGCCCCACCCCUUUUGCUCAAUGUUGUCGUGAGGUUAUGAUGUAUGAUGGUAAAGGACUGACUCAACGCAUGGAUACUGUCAUUAUUGAUAUGAUUGUUAUUGUUAUUAUUAUUAUAUAAUAUUUUAUAUUUUGUAUAUGCUGCGAUAAGACGACAUCUUAUCCCCUCCCGCUCCCCAGCUGUCAAUCAACAUCCUGAAAGCUAGUCAUCAGGGUUAAGACACACCCCUAGCUACGACUCCGCCGUUAUUACAGAAGGUGUGUUUCCUGUAGCAGCGAUGACUGAUGACAUCACUUCCUCUGUCUCGUAGAGCCUGUCCUAUGAACACAUUUAUAUUAUUAAAUGUGUCGUGUGAUUACCGGAGUAGAAAUCCAAUUAAAUUUUCUAUUUUCACUAA
Messenger RNA from Sinocyclocheilus anshuiensis, 815 nucleotides. RefSeq names its product retinal cone rhodopsin-sensitive cGMP 3',5'-cyclic phosphodiesterase subunit gamma-like. Gene Ontology annotation, biological process: positive regulation of epidermal growth factor receptor signaling pathway; positive regulation of G protein-coupled receptor signaling pathway; visual perception. The record is from RefSeq and is a predicted model, not a curated record. Lineage: Eukaryota; Metazoa; Chordata; Actinopteri; Cypriniformes; Cyprinidae. The transcript has 4 exons. Bases 132 to 395 code for a protein of 87 amino acids. Gene Ontology annotation, molecular function: 3',5'-cyclic-nucleotide phosphodiesterase activity; cGMP binding. Gene Ontology annotation, cellular component: photoreceptor outer segment membrane.